GGUUUGUGGAGAUUUUAGAAAUUUCACUGAUUGAAAUUAUGAGUCAAUUAAAACUGGACCACCAUGGAAAACCUGGAAGCACUGGACGGCCGUUUCGCCCUAGUAUGGGACUCCUCAGCGGUGCGCAUCCACGGUCCCGCACCCCGCGAGAGUCGGACCAAGGACCUAUCAGUCUCGCGCCAGGCGCCUAACCAACUAGACCACUGAGCCGGCAUCCAAUGGUGCUAAUGUCUAACUUCAACCAAUCCAUGAAGUUGCGCCACCUCAUACCAUUGUCUUCAGUGAUCUGAUAUCUCACAACAGACCUAGUUGAACUCCACUGGUAACGGCUUCUCACUAGAACUCCAAGAAAUACCUCGCGGGGUGCGGGAUCGUGGAUGCGCAUUGCUGAGGAGUCCCAUACUAGGACGAAACGGUCGUCCAGUGUUUCCAGGUUUUCCAUGGUGAUCUAGUUUCAAUUGACUCAUGAUUUCAAUCUGUGAAGUUUCUUAUAAAUCAAUUGAAAAAUACUUACAAGAAAUAUGAUUGGAUAAAAAAAUCAACCACUCAGAAUCAAACCAUGUAAAAGGAAAUAAUUCCCUAUAAAUUGUUCAGUUUUAAUACCUUAAACAAUUUAAUGUUAAAAAAUGCAGCAACCACUUUCUAACAAUUUGGUGGAAGUUUUAAUUAAACCAAAUAAUAUGAGAACAGCAAUUGAAAUAAGGCAUAUAGCAUUAUGGUUUAAAGAAAAUAUUCUGGCACUUAAAGAUGUUUCUAUAGAGAUACUCAUGAAACUGGUAGCUGAAUGUAAAGCAGAAUUCAAAUAUCCCCACGACAUAAUAAUUCGAGAAGGUGAUAUUGGUGACUGCAUGUAUAUAUUACUCUCUGGUCGUGUAUCGGUUCAUUAUCGUGGAGAUCAAAGUGCUGUAAAAAAUGAAGAGAUGCAUGAAUUGAUGAACGUUAAAUCCAACAGCUUUAUACCCGUCAAACAAAAUGUUUCAGACAUUAUUAACCAAGAGCUCGGACCUCAAGUUGGUCAACUAGAAGCUGGUUCAGUAUUUGGUGAAGUUGCAUUAAUUGAAGAUUGUUUAAGAACUGCAAGUAUUUUAGCUUUACCAAAUACUAUUGAAGUCAAUCGGCAUGAAUCAUCACUCAAUCAACAACAACAAUCUUCAUCAUCAUCAUUAACGAAACAAUCAGAGAAACAAUCUGUUUGUUUAGUAAAUAUUUCAAGAACAUUAUAUAAUAAUACUGUACGUGUAGCAAUGGAAAAUGAGUUUCAUGAAAGGAUGAAAUUUGUUAAAAAUAUAAUUUAUUUUCAACAUUUAUCUGAUAAAAUACAAAAACAAAUUGCUAUGAGUUUGGAAAAACAAAAAUAUGAAUAUAAUCAAGUGGUUUUAAAACAAGGAAGUUCAUUCAAUGGCUUAUAUUUUGUUUACAGAGGUGAACUUCGAGUAACACUUCAUGUUAAGCAAUCUCAAACAUCUACGACUUACCGAAAUAAUUAUAGAUCUAUAAAAUAUGAUCUACCAUUGAUAACUGGAUCCAAUCCGAAUACACCUGAGAAAACAGGAUCAUUAUGUAUUGGUGAUAUAGAAUUUUUAUUAAAAUAUCCAAAUUAUUUAUUUACUAUUAUAUCCAAUACAUCUUAUACAAUAUUAUAUUAUAUGAAUAUUAAAAAUGCUGAAAGAUAUUUCUAUGGUUUACAUAUAAAAUUUAAUUAUUAUGAAUUAUUAAUGAUACAUUUAACAAUGAAUAAAUUUUCUCAAUUUAUUCAAUUAAGAUUACAGAAUUUUAUUGAUUUUUUACCAAAUCAUUCUAAAAUGAUUUUAGUAAAUUUAUUCAAUAAUUUAAUCAAUAAUCAAUUCAAUCAAAAAAAUUAUGAAAAAAUCAAUAAAAAUAAUAAAAAAUUAAAAAAUAAUUUUAAUUUAAUAAAUUUGAAUCAAACAUUUAUUCAUCCAUAUGUUGAUAAUAAUAAUAAUAAAUUAUUGAAUGAAAAAAAUAAUCAAAAAACAAAACAAAAACAAUUUUUUUGUAAUUUUUCUAAUAAAAUCAAUAAAACAUUAAAUAAUCAUAUAAAUAAUUUAUCAUUAAAUAAUUUAAUAAAAGUUGAUCAAAAUUUAUUAAAUAUUGAUUAUUUACCAUUGAAUUCAAUCAAUCAAUUCAUUGAAAUUCUUCAAUCAAAUUUACCAUAUUCUUAUAAAUUAAAUGCUGGACGUUUAUUACAACAAUUAGAUAAUUAUAAAUUACAAAUUAAAAUUGAUAAUUUUAUUAAAAAUUUAAAUGAAUUAAAAUUAAAUCAAUUGAAUGAAAAUAAUACACAAUUAAAUUAUUAUACAACGAUUUCUGAACAGACACACGAGUUGGAAAAAUCGUCUUUGAUGGCCCAUAAAAGAAGACUUCCACCAUCGUUUGUUGGUAUGUGCAAUUGGUUUCCAAAUAUGUAAAAAGAAAACUAACAAGAAAAGUAAAAUAUAGAUUAUUAUUCUAACUGAAACUGUUUUAUAAUUAAAUUUU
Molecule: messenger RNA, 2496 nt
Organism: Schistosoma haematobium
Lineage: Eukaryota; Metazoa; Platyhelminthes; Trematoda; Strigeidida; Schistosomatidae
Exons: 7
Coding region: 627-2426 (599 amino acids)
Source: RefSeq, a predicted model, not a curated record